ACCCCGUGGCCAGCAGCUAGACAGCUGUGUUCAAUCAGAAACCACUUACAACUCCAGACGAUUCGAAGGGGAAACUUCGGCGUGAAGUGCAGCUCCGCUCCGGCUCCCUCUAGCUUUCUUUCCUUCUCUGGAAUCCGAGGCGCGGAUCUUCCUCGCCCCACCGCCCUAGUUUUUUCGGGAGCUCGCCGGUGCCCUCUAGGGUGUCGGCUUGUGCUGGGAGGUGCCCUCCAUCCUGGUAAUGGGGGGCGGCGAGGCACCGUAGGAGUGGCGAGGCGGCGCCCAGGGUGGCACUGCCCCGGAACGGGGCGCUGGGUGCGCGCGGGAGGGUCCCCGCGCGGGCUCCGCCGCUGCCGCAGCUGCGAGCGCGCCGCGCCACCGAGCCUCCUGCAGCAAUGGCUCGUCCGUGAAACGCGAGCCACGGCUGCUCCUUUUAAGAGUGCCUGCAUCCUCCGUUUGCGCUUCGCAACUGUCCUGGGUGAAAAUGGCUGUCUAGACUAAAAUGUGGCAGAAGGGACCAAGCAGUGGAUAUUGAGCCUGUGAAGUCCAACUCUUAAGCUCCGAGACCUAGGGGACUGAGAGCCCAGCUCUGAAAAGUGCAUCAUGAAUUCUGGAGUUGCCAUGAAAUAUGGAAACGACUCCUCGGCCGAGCUGAGUGAGCUCCAUUCGGCAGCCCUGGCAUCACUAAAGGGAGAUAUAGUGGAACUUAAUAAACGUCUCCAGCAAACAGAGAGGGAACGGGACCUUCUGGAAAAGAAAUUGGCCAAGGCACAGUGCGAGCAGUCCCACCUCAUGAGAGAGCAUGAGGAUGUCCAGGAGCGAACGACGCUUCGCUAUGAGGAACGCAUCACAGAGCUCCACAGCGUCAUUGCAGAGCUCAACAAGAAGAUAGACCGUCUGCAAGGCACCACCAUCAGGGAGGAAGAUGAGUACUCAGAACUGCGAUCAGAACUCAGCCAGAGCCAACACGAGGUCAACGAGGACUCUCGAAGCAUGGACCAAGACCAGACCUCUGUCUCUAUCCCCGAAAACCAGUCUACCAUGGUUACUGCUGACAUGGACAACUGCAGUGACCUGAACUCAGAACUGCAGAGGGUGCUGACAGGGCUGGAGAAUGUCGUCUGCGGCAGGAAGAAGAGCAGCUGCAGCCUCUCCGUGGCCGAGGUGGACAGGCACAUUGAGCAGCUCACCACGGCCAGCGAGCACUGUGACCUGGCUAUUAAGACAGUCGAGGAGAUUGAGGGGGUGCUUGGCCGGGACCUGUAUCCCAACCUGGCUGAAGAGAGGUCUCGGUGGGAGAAGGAGCUGGCUGGGCUGAGGGAAGAGAAUGAGAGCCUGACUGCCAUGCUGUGUAGCAAAGAGGAAGAACUGAACCGGACUAAGGCCACCAUGAAUGCCAUCCGGGAAGAGCGGGACCGGCUCCGGAGGAGGGUCAGAGAGCUUCAAACUCGACUACAGAGCGUGCAGGCCACAGGUCCCUCCAGCCCUGGCCGCCUCACUUCCACCAACCGCCCGAUUAACCCCAGCACUGGGGAGCUGAGCACAAGCAGCAGCAGCAAUGACAUUCCCAUCGCCAAGAUUGCUGAGAGGGUGAAGCUAUCAAAGACAAGGUCCGAAUCGUCGUCAUCUGAUCGGCCAGUCCUGGGCUCAGAAAUCAGUAGCAUAGGGGUAUCCAGCAGUGUGGCUGAGCACCUGGCCCACUCACUUCAGGACUGCUCCAAUAUCCAAGAGAUUUUCCAAACACUCUACUCACACGGAUCUGCCAUCUCAGAAAGCAAGAUUAGAGAGUUUGAGGUGGAAACAGAACGGCUGAAUAGCCGGAUUGAGCACCUCAAAUCCCAAAAUGACCUCCUGACCAUAACCCUGGAGGAAUGUAAAAGCAAUGCCGAGAGGAUGAGCAUGCUGGUGGGAAAAUACGAAUCCAAUGCCACAGCGCUGAGGCUGGCCUUGCAGUACAGCGAGCAGUGCAUCGAAGCCUACGAACUCCUCCUGGCGCUGGCAGAGAGUGAGCAGAGCCUCAUCCUGGGGCAGUUCCGAGCGGCGGGCGUGGGGUCCUCCCCUGGAGACCAGUCGGGGGAUGAAAACAUCACUCAGAUGCUCAAGCGAGCUCAUGACUGCCGGAAGACAGCUGAGAACGCUGCCAAGGCCCUGCUCAUGAAGCUGGACGGCAGCUGUGGGGGAGCCUUUGCCGUGGCCGGCUGCAGCGUGCAGCCCUGGGAGAGCCUUUCCUCCAACAGCCACACCAGCACAACCAGCUCCACAGCCAGUAGUUGCGACACCGAGUUCACUAAAGAAGACGAGCAGAGGCUGAAGGAUUAUAUCCAGCAGCUCAAGAAUGACAGGGCUGCGGUCAAGCUGACCAUGCUGGAGCUGGAAAGCAUCCACAUCGAUCCUCUCAGCUAUGACGUCAAGCCUCGGGGAGACAGCCAGAGGCUGGAUCUGGAAAACGCAGUGCUUAUGCAGGAGCUCAUGGCCAUGAAGGAGGAGAUGGCCGAGCUGAAGGCCCAGCUCUACCUACUGGAGAAAGAGAAGAAGGCCCUGGAGCUGAAGCUGAGCACGCGGGAGGCCCAGGAGCAGGCCUACCUGGUGCACAUUGAGCACCUGAAGUCCGAGGUGGAGGAGCAGAAGGAGCAGCGGAUGCGAUCCCUCAGCUCCACUAGCAGUGGCAGCAAAGACAAACCCGGCAAGGCCUGCAGCUCGGUAGCACUCAUGUCCGUUGAGAGAUCAUCCGAUGAAUGCCUUCCCCCGGCCAUGGAGUGUGCUGAUGCUGCCUCCCCAGCUCUGUCCCUAGCCGAACUCAGGACAACGUGCAGCGAGAAUGAGCUGGCUGCGGAGUUCACCAACGCCAUUCGUCGAGAAAAGAAGUUGAAGGCCAGAGUUCAAGAGCUGGUGAGUGCCUUGGAGAGACUCACGAAGAGCAGUGAAAUCCGACAUCAGCAAUCUGCAGAGUUUGUGAAUGAUCUAAAGCGGGCCAACAGCAACCUGGUGGCUGCCUAUGAGAAAGCAAAGAAAAAGCAUCAAAACAAACUGAAGAAGUUAGAGUCGCAGAUGAUGGCCAUGGUGGAGAGACAUGAGACCCAAGUGAGGAUGCUCAAGCAAAGAAUAGCUCUGCUGGAAGAGGAGAACUCCAGGCCACACACCAAUGAAACUUCGCUUUAAUCAGCACUCACGCACCGGAGUUCUGCCCAUGGGAAGUAAACUGCAGCAGGCCACUGAGGACAGAAGGGCCCAUGUACUUGUUGGGAGGAGGAGGAAAGGGAAGGCUGGCAGGUAGGUCGGCACUUGGACAAUGGAGUGCCCCAACUCAACCCUUGGGGUGACUGGCCAUGGUGACACUGUGGACUGUAUCCAGAGGUGCCCGCUCUUCCCUCCUGGGCCCACAACAGCGUGUAAACACAUGUUCUGUGCCUGCUCAGCGGAGCCUCGUUUCUGCUUUCAGCACUCACUCGCCCCCUCCUCUUCUGGUCUGGCGGCUGUGCAUCAGUGGGAUCCCAGGCAUUUGUUUCUGUAAGAUUUUCCAUUGUAUCCUCUUUUUGGUAGAUGCUGGGCUCAUCUUCUAGGAUCUCGUUUCUCCUCUUUCCUCCUGCUUCAUGGGAAAACAGACCUGUGUGUGCCUCCAGCAUUUAAAAGGACUGCUGAUUUGUUUACUACAGCAAGGCUUUGGUUUCCAAGUCCUGGGUCUCAACUUUAAGACAGAGGCGGCCAUAAGAGGUGAUCUCUGGGAGUUAUAGGUCAUGGGAAGAGCGCAGACAGGUGUUACUUACAGUCCCAGAUACACUAAAGUUACAAACAGACCACCACCAGGACUGUGCCUGAAUAAUUUUGUAUUGAGAGAAUAAAAACUUCCUUCAGCCUUCAUUUUGGAGGCAGGGCUGGGAAGGGAGCGCUCUCUUGAUUCUGGGAUUUCUCCUUCUCAGUGGAGACUUAUUAAUAUUCAAGACUUAGAGCUGAGAAUCUUUUUGAUACCUGUAGUGGAACUAAAAUUCUGUCAGGGGUUUCUUCAAGAGCUGAGAAACAUUAUUAGCACUUCCUGCCCCAGGGCACUACAUAAUUGCUGUUCUGCUGAAUCAAAUCUCUUCCACAUGGGUGCAUUUGUAGCUCUGGACCUGUCUGUACCUAAGGACAAGACACUGAGGAGAUAUUGAACAUUUUGCAAAACUUAUCACGCCUACUUAAGAGUGCUGUGUAACCCCCAGUUCAAGACUUAGCUCCUGUUGUCAUGACGGGGACAGUGAGGGAAUGGUAGUUAAGGCUUCUUUUUUGCCCCCAGAUACAUGGUGAUGGUUAGCAUAUGGUGCUUAAAAGGUUAAAUUUCAAGCAAAAUGCUCACAGGGCUAGGCAGUACCAAAGUAACUGAAUUAGUUCAGGAAGGUCUUCCAUCUUAAAACAAAUUUAUUCUUUUUCAGUUUUACCUCUUCUCUCUCAGUUCUACACUGAUACACUUGAAGGACCAUUUACUGUUUUUUUCUGUAGCACCAGAGAAUCCAUCCAAAGUUCCCUAUGAAAAAUGUGUUCCAUUGCCAUAGCUGACUACAAAUUAAAGUUGAGGAGGUUUCUGCAUAGAGUCUUUAUGUCCAUGAGCUACGGGUAGCUCUAUUUUCAGAGCAUGAUACAAAUUCCACAGCCUUCUGUUCGCUGGAGGAUACUCCAGCCACCAAUUCGGAGGGCAGACAGUUGUAUCCUAAAAGCAACCACUGAGAGGCCAGCAGUGAGGCUGCCCAUCUCCAAAACGAAACAACAGAUCAACUGGUAUCAGUCUAGAAGGACCAGCUUUGGGGUGCUUUGAUCACUAUGAAAAUGUUCACUGGUUUCUGUCAAUCAUUUGGUCAAAGUUAGUUCCUGUGAUUUUUUUUUGAGAUGGAGUUUUGCUCUUGUUACCCAGGCUGAAGUGCAGUGGCGUGAUCUUGGCUCACUGCAACCUCUGCCUCCUGAGUUCAAGUGAUUCUUCUGCCUCAGCCUCCUGAGUAGCUGGAAUUACAGGUGCCCGCCACCAUACCCAGCUAAUUUUUGGUAUUUUUAGUAGAGACAGGGUUUCACCAUGUUGGCCAGGCUGGUCUCGAACUCCUGACCACUGAUCCACCCACCUCGGCCUCCCAAAGUGCUGGGAUUACAGGCAUGAGCCAAUGUGCCUGGCCAUUGCUGUGAUUUUUUAGAAUUUUUCACUUUUCAUAAAAAGUUGCAUUUUAUCAUGAGGAAAAUGUUUUGGCUGAAAAA
Messenger RNA from Pan troglodytes (chimpanzee), 5211 nucleotides. It is a transcript of the gene MCC, whose product is annotated as MCC regulator of WNT signaling pathway. Gene Ontology annotation, molecular function: calcium ion binding. The record is from RefSeq and is a predicted model, not a curated record. NCBI's taxonomy places the organism in Eukaryota, Metazoa, Chordata, Mammalia, Primates, Hominidae. The transcript has 18 exons. Gene Ontology annotation, biological process: negative regulation of canonical Wnt signaling pathway. The coding region runs from base 601 to 3156 and encodes 851 amino acids. Gene Ontology annotation, cellular component: cytoplasm.